Malassezia globosa CBS 7966 is the source of this 2049-nucleotide messenger RNA. RefSeq lists its product as uncharacterized. Lineage: Eukaryota; Fungi; Basidiomycota; Malasseziomycetes; Malasseziales; Malasseziaceae. Bases 1 to 2049 code for a protein of 682 amino acids. The transcript has a single exon. Gene Ontology annotation, molecular function: protein binding. The record is from RefSeq and is a predicted model, not a curated record.
AUGUGUUGUUUCAGCCAAUUGUCACUGCUGUCGUCUGAGUUGGCCAUGGCCAUUCGCAUUGAUCCAUUCACUCUCUUCCCACGCGAGGUGUCGUUGCGUGUGUUGGGCUUUUUGGAUGCGAUCAGCCUCGGACGUGCAGCACGAGUAAGUCGCUUGUGGCGCUCGCUCGCUGAUAACGACUUGCUUUGGCGCAACAUGUGUGAGCAGCACAUUGAGCGAAAAUGUGAGAAAUGCGGCUGGGGUCUUCCACGCCUUGUUGACAGUCGUGCCCAUGGACAGGAUCAUUCCAUGUCGCUAUCAAGGAACUUGACCCCCGGUGACGAGGAGCUCCGACAAGCAGCCUCGGCCGUAUCUGACGGCAGUCUGCGCCGAAGUGUGACGGCAGCGGCCAAUGCGGCAGCGCUCGAACGACGCCGAACACACACAAGCAACGAAGAUACCCCAAAUAUACCGUCGCAUCUGCAGUCUCUAGAAGAGUCACCUCAGCGAAAACGCGUUCGCACCGACGGGCAAGGCGCUGGAGCCGGUGUUUCUGGAAGGAAUGGCUCGAUCCGACCAUGGAAGGCGGUGUAUUGUGAGAGAUUUGCUAUUGAGCGCAAUUGGCGGUAUGGUCGCUACUGUGUGCGAGUUCUUCGCGGACACACCGAAGGCAUCAUGUGCUUAGCAUUCCGGGAGAAGAUCAGUCAGCUGUCUCAUCCCAUCCUUAUUACCGGCGGUUAUGAUCGCACAGUCCGCGUGUGGAACUUACAAACCGGUGAGACGCUGCGUGUGCUGACAGGCCAUGCACGCGGUGUGCGUUGUCUGCAGUUUGACGAUUGCAAGCUGAUUACAGGGUCCAUGGACCGCACCCUCAAGAUCUGGAAUUGGCGGACCGGUGAGCUGCUUCGCACUCUGGAAGGUCACACGGAGGGCAUCGUAAGCCUGACCUUCAAAGACCUUAUUCUCGCGAGUGGUAGUGCCGACAGCAGUAUUCGAGUAUGGAACUGCCAAACGGGCGAGUGCUUCCCCUUGAAUGGGCACAGAGAUUGGGUGAAUGCCUUGCAGCUCUGGUCCGGCUCAAGCUCGUCGAACUCAAGCGACAGCAUGUUUUUGUUUUCUGCAUCGGACGACUUUACGAUCCGACUGUGGGACCUGCGGCACCGAGAAUGCCUCAUGGUUUUCCAGGGCCAUGUCGGACAAGUCCAGUCGCUGAAACUUGUCAUGAUGGACCAGUCGACCGUGCGCAAACUUGCUCGUGGAUCCAUGAAAGUAUCGGGCGAGACAGAGGGCGAUGCUGCUGAUGAAGAAGGCUUGUCUAUGUCUAUGGCGUCGUCGACGUCGUCGCCGGACAAUGGGCUGUUAUCCAACACGCUUACAGGCCGCAAUGCACGCAUGCCCGGGUCUGGCAGUGCGCGCCGAAUCCCUGCGCGGCUGUUGCGGAUGCAUGAGCGGCUUUGUGCGGCAAACCUGGUCCCUCCGCUUCCACCGUAUGCGACACUACAGGAUGUGGAAGAUGGAAUCUUCGAUGGCGUGCCUGACGAAGCAGAUCCGAUGUCCUCGCCAUCGAUGCCCACCUCGACAUCGGCGGAUAAGACAUGUGGCAGCAAGUCCAAGCGGCCAGUCCUCGUGUCAGGUUCACUCGAUAACACGCUCAAGUUUUGGGACGUGCGUACCGGUAGGUGCUUCCACACGCUAUUCGGACACGUUGAAGGAGUAUGGUGUGUGGAUGCUGAUACUCUGCGCAUCGUGUCGGCUAGUCAUGAUCGGACUGUCAAGAUAUGGGACCGUGAUACGGCGCAGUGCCAAAUCACAUUGGUAGGUCAUCGUCGUGCCGUGACGACUGUGACCUUAGGCGAUGACAAAAUCCUCAGUGGUAGUGAUGAUGGCGAUGUGCGUGUAUGGAGUUUUUGCCCACCUGACGAUGGUGCUUCUAUGACGUCUUCGUGUGGCACACCUGCCAAUCCUGUUUCUGCGCCCUCAGCGACAUCCAGCACCACCACAUCUUCUGCACCACACCCUCCAUAUGCAAACACAGUCAUGACUACAACACCCACCCCUGUGCAUUCGUAG